GGCCCAUCAUCCAGCCCACUCUCUCUUCACCCAAAGCUUGGCCAGCCACUCCCCCCUCUGGCGCCGCCGAGCUCUCCGCUGCCGUGCCGCCGUCGCGCUCGCAUCCUCCUUUUCCCCAACCUCAUCUCUCCGGUCAGGCUCGGGUCGACCGGCGCGCGCGGGCGGCGGGGGUCCAGUGGAGGACUCUCCGGCGAGGGAACAUCAGUCUUCUCCCCACUUUCCUCGGAGAGGGAGGUCGCCGCGACCUCGUAUCCGGUGGCGCGGCCAUCAGGAAACGGCGACCUCGAGCCAGCGAGGGCUACUAGGUCUUGCAGCGGACAGACCCAUACGGAGAAAACCUAGAACAUGGGAGCAUAGCGGCGGUGAGAUUGUGUUGACAGGUUAGCGCGGGUUGCGUUUGUAACACUAGCAUACACCAACCAAGCCAGUGCGCGCACCUUGGAAUUUUGUUGGCGAUGGAUGGCAGUAGCUCCAGCAAGAGAAAAGCCGAAGCGCAGCGAGAGGGAGAGAGCAGCGCCAAAAGGCUGAAUGUCACUGUGGGGAUGGAGCACCUUGACUGCCCCAUCUGCUUGAAGCCCCUCAGGCCUCCAAUACUCCAGUGCUCCGUGGGGCAUUUCGUAUGCUCGCAUUGCUGUACGCAUCAACUGGAUGGCAAGUGCCAUUUAUGCUCUGUAGAGACUACAUUCGAGCGCUGCUUUGGGAUGGAACAUGUUGUCGAGUCAGUCACAGUAGCUUGCUCCAAUGAGAUGUACGGAUGUGCCGAGACAGUCACCUACUACAAGAAAGAAGAGCACAAGGAGGCAUGCCCAUACGCCCCAUGCUUCUGCCCAGAGCCUGGUUGUGGCUUCGCUGGACCAACAAAGGUGCUCCUGGAACAUUUCACGACCCAGCACAAGUGUCCAUUGACAACCCUCCCAGACUCUGGCACAGUGUCUCUCUGCCUGCAGCCGGGCUUACAUGUUUUGCAAUGCACCAGGAACAGCUACUUUUUCUUGCUCAGCAUGGCAUCAGAGCCUUUUGGACAUGUCAUCUCAGUCGUCUGUGUCAAACCAAACAGGAGGAAAUCGAAGUUCACAUGUAAUCUGAGUUACGACUGCAUAACAACUGGCUGUUGUGGAAGUACAAACUGCCACAUAAGGAGCUCUUCACUCUCUGAUGGGCUUCCGACAGUGUAUGACUUAAUACUUCCCAAGGGAAAGGUUUCUGACGAUGCAAACGGUAUCAUGCUUAGAGCCACCAUUAAUCAGCAAACUUUAAGUCACAGCAGAUCUUGUUUUCGAGGGAAGGGCCCAACUUCUGCACUUCAACAUAGGCCCGAUACUUGUGAUGAGGAUGAUGAUGAUGAUAUACCUAAAAGUCAUAGAAGAUCUCACCCUGCUAAGGAGGAGGAGGAGGAGGUGGAGGAGGACGAGAAUGAUGAGGACAAUGAGGAGGAGGAGGAAGAUGAAAGACCUUUAAGUGUCAGAAGAUCCCACCUUGCUGAGGAGGAGGAGGAGGAGGAUGAACGACCUUUAAGUCUCAGAAGAUCUCACCCUGCUGUUCAACUAAGGCCCAAUACUUAUCAUGAUGAUGGGCAGGUGGAGGAGGACGAGGAGGAUGCUAGACCUGUAAGUGUCAGCAGACCCCGUGUUCGAGGAACGGCUCCGGCUCGUGUUGUUCUACAAUCUGAUACCGAUGAUGAGGAUUAUUUUCCUAUAGCUUUCAGAAGUGCCCGUCUCCAAGGAACGCCUCCAGCUCCUGCAGUUCAAGAAAGGCACUAUUUUGACACCAGUGAUGAGGAUGAUUUACCUAUAGCUUUCAGACCCUUUAUUCGAGGAACGACUUAGACUCCUGCAGUUCAAAGAAGGGGCGUAUUCUGAUACUGAUGGUGAGGAUAGAGGCCUUUAUGUUCCAGACUUCCCAUACGCUAAAGGUUUUCCGUGCACUUGCUGUUCUUCUGCCUGGCUUGCACCGUUAUGGUUCCAGGAUAUAUGUAUGUCAAGUCUUUAUUUAUGGUCUCAAGUGUCGCCAUUGUUAAGCAUGGCAUGUGGUUGCAGAGUCUGAAUGCAGCUUUGGGUUUGAUGAUGAUGCCGCUGAUGCAAUUUACGAGGAAAUCAAGCUCCUGGCGAAGUUUCUUCCAGGGGCAACCUUCUGGAUGAUGUAACAGUCAUGAAUAAAUUAGUAGAGGUUACCCUGAGUUUUUACAAGAAGACCGCAAGUUGCUUCAACAAUGUGGCUACUAGAAAACAGUACUGUAUGCUAUGCAGGUACAUAUCUCUGCAUUUACAUGGCUGCCGAGUAUGAACCGUGACCUUUUGCACUUAUGAUGUUAGUAUAUCUCUUUUCUUUUUCGUUUCUGCAUGGGUACACGAGAUCACAAGGCCGCAGAUAGCGGCACAGUAUCUGCAGGUGAUAAGAUGAGAUGUUUUCUUUCUUUC
This is a messenger RNA of Triticum aestivum (bread wheat), 2417 nucleotides long. Its product is annotated as E3 ubiquitin-protein ligase SINA-like 2. Gene Ontology annotation, cellular component: cytoplasm. The transcript is spliced from 3 exons. The coding region runs from base 456 to 1826 and encodes 456 amino acids. Gene Ontology annotation, molecular function: zinc ion binding; ubiquitin protein ligase activity. The record is from RefSeq and is a predicted model, not a curated record. Lineage: Eukaryota; Viridiplantae; Streptophyta; Magnoliopsida; Poales; Poaceae.